AUGAGUGAAGGGACAAAAGAGGUAUCAACAAAACGAGAGCACAUAGUGAAUGAAAUCUACACAACAGAAGACUCGUAUGUCAAAUCCCUCAAAAUUUGUGUUGAUGUCUAUAUGGCCUAUUUUGCAAGUUGUCCAGACACUACGGAGUCUACUCAAACUGAAAUAUUUCUGUAUUUACAGGAAGUGCUUAAUAUAGCAACAGCAUUUUUGGCUGAUAUGACUGAGUACAAACAAAAGGGAAGUCUGUCGGACUCUGUUGGCGAGUGCUUCCAACGAUUCAUCCCAUUCCUUAAAGUCUACAAACUGUUUAUAGGGAAUAACGAAGUAUGUCUUGGCUCGAUUGCGAAGCUCGAGAAGAGCGAAGAGGCGACUGCGUAUUUAGAGCAAUGCAGACUUAAAAUAGAAGGACCAUCGCAACAACCCCUGCGGUCAUUACUUAUAAUGCCUGUGCAAAGGAUCCCAAGGUAUGUGUUACUCAUCAAAGACUUGUUAAAGAACACUGACGAGUCGCAUAAAGAUCACAAAACAUUAGAAAUAGUCUUGGGGGAGAUGGAAGAUUUGGCCAAAGUCUGUAACGCAGCUUUAGUUAAUACGGAACGGAUGAUGAAGAUGUUUAAGAUCCGAGAUUCUAUACGAGGGUAUGAAGGAGAGUUGAUCAAUUCAUCGCGGUACUUUAUUAAAGAAGGGUUUCUAACGAAACAAUGUCGAAAAGUCCCCAAACCUCGAUACUUCUAUUUGUUCAAUGACAUCAUGAUGUAUGGAAUAGAGAGUCUUGGGACCGUCUCGGUCUCGGGAACUAUGGAUUUACUCGAUUGUAUUGUCACUAAUAUCCCAGACUCUCCAUCGCGACGCCUUGCGUUUCAAAUCCAGUCGGGGAAUAAGAGUUUUGUGGUCUUUGCGAAGAAUCAAGAGGACAAAAACUGUUGGUUGGAUACGAUUAACACUGCUAUAGAAAAGCAAACGACAACGCUCUCGGCACGGACAAAUAAGUCGACGAUAGUACGCCCAGUAUUUAAACCUGAUAUCGAAGCAUUAAAUUGUGAGUUGUGUCAUAUUGAUUUCACAUUCUUUGUGCGAAGACACCAUUGUAGAGCGUGUGGAAGAUGUAUUUGUGGGGAGUGCUCGAAGUGGAAAAUGCCGAUGCCGCCAAAUAAUGAUAUGGAAAGGGUUUGCGCGAAGUGCUUUGAUUUGUAUAACAAAAACAAAAAGAAUUCGAAAGGAGAGAAAGUCCAAGUGAGAGAGAAAGGAAUGGCAAAUGUCAUCUCAACGAAAUCGGUGUUUGAACAACAACAAAUAUUGUCAGGAAAAGAUGAAAAGAAUUUGAAUGAAGACGAGUGGCAAGAGUUCGAGGAUUUGUCGUUUGGAUCAGACUCAGAAGAAGUCCAAAAGACUAAAACUCCUAUAAAAAGUGGACCUCAAGUCACUCAAAAAGUCGACAAAGUCGUCGAAAAACAACAAGUCGAAGCUCAGGUCAAACCUCAAACAAUCAAAAACGACCAAAAAACUGAAAUACCAAAAAGAAGACCACCACCACCUCCUCCACAGAAAAUGAAAAGCGUCGACCAUACCAUCGGAGAACCGAAAAAAGCUCAACCUCCUCUCCCUCAAAAAUUGGUGAAGUGUCAAAGCGAAAUUGUACCUGAAAAUCAUCAACGCCCAUCACCACCUCAACACUCUCACCUCACUGAGGCAAGUAGAAUGAGUUACAAAUCGUUUGUUUUUUGGGCUUCUGAAAGUUAA
Molecule: messenger RNA, 1740 nt
Organism: Entamoeba invadens IP1
Lineage: Eukaryota; Evosea; Mastigamoebida; Endamoebidae
Product: Rho/RAC guanine nucleotide exchange factor, putative
Exons: 1
Coding region: 1-1740 (579 amino acids)
Biological process (GO): intracellular signal transduction
Molecular function (GO): guanyl-nucleotide exchange factor activity; metal ion binding
Source: RefSeq, a predicted model, not a curated record